UCCAUCCAGGCUGCGGUUCCGAGGAGAGUGUUCGUUAACCAGUGUGUUAACGAAAAUUGACUCCUCUAACAUCCUGGGAUUGGCUUAUGGCGAAAUGUCUGUUUAGAAUGUAUUAAUAAAUCAUUUAGUUUUUAGAGAACAAUUCGUCCAAAUGUCUAGAAAUGAAGUCGACUAAAUUAUGCUACAUUCAUAUACAUUAAUGUCAUAUGAAUGAGAUUUAACAUAGCCUAAUAUAAUCAGCUCUGUUCAGAAGUGCUCUUCUAGAAUGCUGUAAUGUAAGAUGUGGUUUAAGGUUUAUUAGGCCUACAGUUUAUAAUCCCAGUUUAUUCAGGCAAUGUGGUCACUGAGGUCUAGGAGGUGCAAAACCAAUCCCAUAAUAUGUCAUUAACUUUCCCCUGGCUUUCCCGGUGACAUCACUGAGAUAAUGGUCUUCCGGUGGGCUAAGUUAUCUAUCUAUAUAGGAAACGCCGCAACAAUAGCCUAUUCUGCACGCUAUUUCCCAAAUGAAGUUGCUGUAGUGUAGUCUAACCCCGGGUUGGACAGUUGUUUUCGGGCCAGGCCACUUGGAUGGGGAACAGACCAGACAAAGCCGGUAUUUCACUGCAGUCUGACAGGCAGCUAGAAUUUACAACCCUACUGCAAUGCGGCAAAAUGGAGCUGGGGGAGAAGUGCAGACGCAUAAAGGAGAGGGAAACUGAACAGUAACGCAGAUACACAGUGGGCAUCCCGGUUAACCUUAUGUUUAGUUAUUGAUCAAUUGAAAAAGAACAUGUGGCCGAUACAUAUUCUAACUCCCUUUUAGGCUGUAAUAUAAUUCCACGGUCGUGUCCUUUGUCCAAUAGGCUUUGUUUCCAUGUGGGAGUCUAGUGAUCACAGCUUACCUGUGUUCAGUCAGGCCUACCUUUAGUUAUUGUCAUCAAGUUAGAAUAUAUAUUUUACAACAAUUAAUCUCAUAAUAUUUAGGCUACUGUAUAGAAAAAACUGUCUUUCAGUUUUUUUCGUUUUGCCUCAAGACUAACGAACAUUAUAUUAUUAGUAUUACUAUUAUCAUCAUUAUUAUUACUACUACUAGUAUCAUGAGUCACUUGGUGAUCCAUUGAGCUGCCUUUGAUCGAUUUUCUUUGAAUUUUCUUUGAUCAACAAGUUCGGCCUAUUUCUUGGCCUUCCCACCAGAGCCUGUAAAGAGGGGGACUGAAGGGCAGGGCCGCCAGCGGGCCAGCAGGAGGCGCUGUUGCCCAACACUCAGUGCAGCUCCGUUCUCCUUUUAAUGCUAUUUAAUGCGGUUAUGUUGUGAUGUGAUUGACUGGCUCCAACAACUCAUUGAUGGUUAGGCCUAUAUAAGUGUUGAUAUGAUUACAUAAGCCCAAAUGGAUCUGAUUCUAUUUUUAAAGUGGAUGGCGGCAUACGAUUACAAUAGCUUUUUAACGUUGAAACGCGCCUAAUUUGCAUAGAAAAUGUUUUUAAAAGAGUGCAAAAGUAGACUGAUGGGAUAUAAGGCUGAGGUGCCGUCAACUGGUGCAAAAUUAACAAAAUAUUGGGAUAUAAAAACAAUGUAUUGCUUUCCGUUGAGAGUUUGGCCAAAUUUUGUAUACAGCCUUACAUGGCACUUAUAAUAAUAAUAACAUCACACAUUUAGUAAUAAAUUCACAAGAUUAACUCACACUAUGAUUAUAUGACUUGAAUGACAGGGUGAUAUGAAGUUAUCUGAAAGAAAAAUUACUUAACGAGGAAGCUGAUGAGAGGAUCAGCUUCCUGUAAAGGAUCACCUGUAAAUCAUACACACAGACAAAGAAACACACACGCACACACACACACACACACACACACACACACACACACACACACACACACACACACACACACACACACACACACACACACACACACACACACAAACAAAAACACACAGACGCACAGACGCACACACACACACACACACACACACACACACACACACACACACACACACACACACACACACACACACACACACACACACACACACACACACACACACACACACACACACACACACAAAGACACACAAACAAAAACACACAGACGCACGCACAUAAACACAAUUUUCUCCCUCUUUAUAGCCUACUUGUUUUUAUAUAGGACUAUAUUGUCAAACACAUUAUUAGCGAGUGAGAAAGAGGAGCAUGAGUAUUGGACAUGAACAUUAAGUUAAUGAUAGAUUGAUGCAAACAAAUAACUUCAAGCUGGAAUAAACCCCUAAAAACACCCCUGAACAAUAAAGACGAAGAAAAAAAUAGACCAAAUAGGCUAUACACAAUUAAUUUUAUUAUCAAUUAAGCCUAAUGAAAUAAAAAAACGUGUACAAUUUCCCGAAAAGACUGCAGCAGGCUAUCGUACGAAUUAUUUCAGGAGGAAUUCGGCCAAACUCAAAAGCCUUCUGUUGCAAUUCUGCACGUUGCUCGCAGUGACAUCAGUGUAGGCCUAAUCGCUGUUUUCCAAUAACUGCAACUUUGAGGAUUAUUUAUGGCCCAGAGGCCCGCUGUGAAUGGCUGUAGGUGAACACGUGACGCCAUUAAACUUUGUUUUAUGGCCUCGGACUUGACAAGCCAAAAUAUAAUUCUGGAUGUGUAUUAGUAAGGCCGUCCAGAUGGUCGAGAAUGGAGCUUUGGACUAGUGUGGAGCUACCAAACGGAUUUUAGCACAACAUGGACGCGUUUGUCCACAAAUAUCCACACGCACGUAAUGGGCUCGGACUUCUUCAGUCCAGCGCAGGACACAGACUUUCAGCAGCACCCAGGGCUCUACACACGGCCAAAUUACGCGGAUCAGCCCUUCAGCUGCACCACCGACGUGCAGGACGGCGCGGUGCCGCCUCGGGGUCAUGUGCACGACGCGGCCGGCCGCCCCAGCCCGUUCACCGGCGGCCGGGAUGAGCAGAGUUCCCCGGUCCAAAUGACCGGACCCCGGACUUGUGGACAGGAGCAAAACACAAAGAGCCAAAACGGGAUACAAGCCAAGCUGCCGGCUGUAGUUUAUCCCUGGAUGAAGAAAGUCCACGUAACUACUGUGAACCCGGAUUACACCGGAUCCGAACCCAAACGCUCCAGAACAGCGUACACCAGACAGCAGGUUUUGGAACUCGAGAAGGAAUUUCAUUUUAACAGGUAUCUGACUAGACGGAGGAGGAUUGAGAUUGCACACACUCUUUGUCUCUCGGAGCGGCAGAUCAAAAUUUGGUUUCAGAACAGAAGAAUGAAAUGGAAGAAAGACCACAAGCUGCCGAACACCAAGGGCCGCUCAGCGCCGGCGGCCAGCCAUAUGCAAAGUAUUCCGAAGGAGAACCAGACUGAUAUCACAACUUUAUAGAGAGAAGUUCAAUUAACUGUACAUUAUACAAAGAGUGUGUUUGCCUUUUGCAUGGACCUGAUUUGUUUUACGCAAUUUCUAUUCAACGAACUAAUGACCCAAGAGGAGAUGAUGCAGAAUAGAGUCAGAAAUCAACCCCUUUUCCCUCAAGGAGAUACGAGCAUCGGGCCUGUUUUAGAAGGUUUAAUCCUUCAAUGGGCACAGUAUUACGCAACAAACUUUAGAUUUUCUUGGAAAUAUAUAUAAAAAGCAUUCAUUUUAUCACCGACUAUAUUGAAAGUAAUCACUCGUGUCCACGUGCAUUGGUUCUGGGCUGUGGAUUUGCUCGAUGCGUGGGGUUACAUUUUCUUUCUUCAAAUUAUACAUUUUAAAUAUAUAUUUUUCUGUAAUGGAAAUACUCCAUACUUAACGAAAUAUACUUGAAACAUUUUUCAGUGGCACCACAACUCAGAAACUUAGUUCAGUAAGUCCGAUAGAGGCCUACACAGAAAUCGUUUUUAUGUAUUACAUCGUUUAAUUUAUUUUGUACAACAAUGCAUUGAGUAGUUGAUAAAUAUCGCCCAAACAUUCCGAUGAUAUUCGUAUCUGAACACUAUCCUGAGUGCCCUUAAUCGGUUAUAAAUCUCUCUUGACAUCUUUGUAAACAGUGUGUAUUUUAAAAGGUUCGUCCAUACCGCCUUAAACUUGAAAAAAGGUAUGUUGUUCUUGCAUGGCACCAAAAUAAUGCUCCUUAGAUUUCUCUAAUUCGAAUGAUAUUUUUCCAGAAUAUUUAGAAAAACGAAUUCAUUCCUUAUUUCUUUAAGUAUUUUUUUGUUAUUUAUUUUGUCAAACAAUUGUAUAUUUUCGUGUAGCAAGUUUAAAUUUAUUCGAUCAAUGUUUUUUUAUAAUUGUAAAUGCAUUGGAACUCUUUAUUAGCAUGCCAUUUACGCAACUCCUAGUCGACGUUCUUAGUUAACGUCGAAUCCUAAUCAUUGAUAUCCAUUCACACCAAACGAACCAGGGGCUUUGGCGUCACGUUCCGAGACGACAUGUACUCUCCCACCACUCUCCUAGGAACAAAACGACGAUUGUUAUAAUAAACUCUUCAGAAUACGCGCUGUGGAGGGUUAUAGCGAUGAGAGGUGGAGAAGGUAUUUAAGUGAAGUUCGACCAUGGCAGCCGUGCAGGUUCAAGCAGGGGACACUUCUCCUGCAGCCUGAGACACAUUUCAGCCGCGAGGACUGACCCCGGGUACCUGACCUCCAUGCAGCCACAGCAUUUCUCCCACACACGCGAUGCGCGCUGAUUGUAAGAAAAGAAAAAAACAAACUAAAACCAAGGAUUUAUAGAUAUUUUCCAGUGAAUAGAUUUCACGAUUUUAAAGGUAUUGAAAUAUUUAUUUGAUCAGCUGCAGACCUGCAUCGUUCCAAUGAAUGCAUUUGUCCCAUGUCUCUUUGUUAUUGUAUUUUAUUUUUGUACCUGCAUUUUACAUUGUAUUGUGCAUCCAGAUGUGAAAGUUAUAUUGGAAAAUAAAUAUUUCUACCAAC
This is a messenger RNA of Gadus macrocephalus (Pacific cod), 4871 nucleotides long. It is a transcript of the gene hoxd4a, whose product is annotated as homeobox D4a. Gene Ontology annotation, biological process: embryonic skeletal system morphogenesis; anterior/posterior pattern specification; regulation of transcription by RNA polymerase II. The transcript is spliced from 3 exons. Lineage: Eukaryota; Metazoa; Chordata; Actinopteri; Gadiformes; Gadidae. Gene Ontology annotation, molecular function: RNA polymerase II cis-regulatory region sequence-specific DNA binding; DNA-binding transcription factor activity, RNA polymerase II-specific. Bases 2722 to 3345 code for a protein of 207 amino acids. Gene Ontology annotation, cellular component: nucleus. The record is from RefSeq and is a predicted model, not a curated record.